Messenger RNA from Acipenser ruthenus (sterlet), 6458 nucleotides. Its product is annotated as synapsin-1-like. The transcript has 13 exons. The record is from RefSeq and is a predicted model, not a curated record. Gene Ontology annotation, biological process: neurotransmitter secretion. Gene Ontology annotation, molecular function: ATP binding. Bases 521 to 2689 code for a protein of 722 amino acids. Gene Ontology annotation, cellular component: synaptic vesicle; synaptic vesicle membrane. NCBI's taxonomy places the organism in Eukaryota, Metazoa, Chordata, Actinopteri, Acipenseriformes, Acipenseridae.
UCUCUCUGUCAGCCUCUUCCGCAGUACCACGACGCUUUAGACAGCGAGGUAGAAGGCAGGUAGCGAGGCUGAACCGACUAGUCUAUAUUAAAAUAUACGCUCCUUUGCCCUUUUUUUAAAAAUUAUUAUUUCUGCCUAAAAAUAUUUCCACCUAAAUAGUUUAGCUAAGGAAGAAAUACACGCGUGCACUUGGCUUGCAGAUUUAAAAAAAAAAACAAGGAGAUAUUAGAAAUAUUUAAAAUAAAUUGGAAGGUUUAUUUUUUUUAAACUAAUAAAAUAAUAUUGCAUCUUGCAUUCUCCCUUUUCAACCUGUUAUAUUAGAGAGAGGGGGGGGAAAAAAACGUCAUUUAUAGAGCAUUUGCUUGCAAACGCAAACACCUAGACACGGUGACAGAUUUAGAAUUAUACAUAAAGAUUUUUGCUGGUUGGUUUUUUUUUUUUUUUUUUUUUACCUGGCUCCUGCUCGUUGUUUUUUUUUUUGUUGUUCUUUGCUAUAACUCCCUCUAUCCAGAGCUCAAAAAUGAAUUACCUCCGUCGACGGCUCUCGGACAGCAGCUUCAUGUCCAACCUGCCCAACGGUUAUAUGAGUGACUUGCAGCGGCCGGACCCUCCGCAGCCCAGCCCGGCAGUGUCGCCCGGACCCCCGGAGCGCCGCCAGUCGGUAACUCCGUCCGCCGGUGCCGGUUUUUUCUCUUCCAUUUCCAACGCGGUCAAGCAGACAACCGCGGCGGCAGCGGCGACGCUGAGCGAAGCCACUAUCGGUGGCACCGGUCCAGCCCGCAGCAAGAUACUGCUAGCCAUCGAUGACCAACAAACCGACUGGGCCAAAUUCUUCAAAGGAAAGAAAGUCCAUGGGGAAUUCGAUAUCAAAGUGGAGCAGGCUGAGUUCUCUGAAAUUAAUGUGGUAGCCCACGCCACUGGAAGCUAUAGUGUGGACAUUGAAGCCAUAAGAAAUGGGAUCAAAAUUAACAAGUCAUUCCGGCCGGACUUUGUGCUCGUCAGGCAGCACGCUUUCAGCAUGGCAAAGAACGGAGACUUCAGGAACAUCGUCAUAGGGCUGCAGUACGCUGGGCUGCCUGGAGUCAACUCACUGCACUCUGUCUACAACUUCUGUGACAAGCCUUGGGUGUUUGCUCAGAUGACAAGACUGUAUAAGAAGUUUGGUCCCGAUGAGUUCCCGUUGAUUGAGCAAAUCUACUACCCCAACCACAAGGAGAUGAUCACUACCCCUAGGUUUCCAGUCGUGGUAAAGAUGGGCCACGCUCAUUCUGGCAUGGGAAAGGUGAAGGUGGAUAAUCAGUAUGAUUUCCAGGACAUCGCCAGCGUGGUCGCCCUCACAAAGACCUACGCCACUUCGGAACCCUUCAUCGAUGCCAAGUACGACGUUCGCAUCCAGAAGAUUGGCAACAACUACAAGGCGUACAUGAGAACUUCAAUUUCUGGCAACUGGAAAACCAACACAGGGUCAGCAAUGCUGGAGCAAGUCGCCAUGUCUGACAAAUACAGGCAGUGGGUAGACGCCUGCGCAGACGUCUUUGGGGGCCUUGAUAUGUGUGCAGUGGAGGCACUCCAUGGCAAGGAUGGCAAAGAUUACAUCAUCGAGAUGGUCGGCUGCUCCAUGCCUCUCAUCGGAGACCACCAGGAUGAGGAUCGAACCCUCAUCACAGAGCUGGUGCUGAGCAAGAUGAACCAGAUGCUGUCCAAGACUCCUCUCCCCUCCCCAGUGAGACUCACUCCAGCCCAGCCAGCUCAGCCCCAACCUCAAGGACAGCAGGUAGUUUCCCCACAGCCCUCUCAGGCACAGACUCGGCCAGUCCCGGGGCCUCAGCAAGGACCCCCAGCUCAACAGCGCCCCCCUCCGCAAGGUGGCCCCCAACAGCCUCCCUCUGGCCCUCAGGGAGUCCGCCAGGGCCCCCCCUCCCAACAAAGACCCCCCCCUCAAGGUCAACCGAUCCAGGGUCAGAGCCCAGCAGCUUUGAACCAGCCCCCCUCCCAACAGCAACACCGAGCCCCCAGUCCCAGCUCCCAGCACCCUCCAUCUCAGCUCCCACCCCAGCAACAGAGGCAGCCCAGCCCUGGGGGGCCAGCAGGGGGGCACCCGACAGCAACCCAGCAGCGACAGCCAGGGCCCGGGGCCCAGCAGCCUCAACAGAGACCCCCGUCAGCUCAGAGCUCCCCCCAGCGCAGUCUCAGCGGCUCCCCUCAGAUGCAGAGACAACCGCAGCAGCAGCAGCAGCCGCAGCCACAGCAAAGACCCGGUCCCAUGCCGAAACCGACAGGCUCCCAACACCAGAGGCCUCCGCAGCAGAGGUUGCCUGGCCAAGGAGGACCACAGCCCCCUUCCCAGCAGCAACGACCUGCCUCCCAGGGCCCUGCUCCACAAGGCAGGCCCCUGCCCCCCACCACCCAGCAGCCCAGGCCCUCCGCGCAGGGGGGCCCGCAGGGGGGGGGGCGCCCGCCCGUGCAGCAGAAGCCUCAGCCUCCCCUGAAACCCAGCCAGGAUCAGAGCAUGGGAAUGCCCUCCCAGCAACAGCAGCCCCAGCUCAACAAAUCGCAGUCUCUUACCAAUGCCUUCAACAUUCCAGAACCUUCGGUGGGUCCCCGUUCAAUCCUUAGCCAGGACGAGGAGAAAGCAGAGACCAUCCGAAACCUGCGCAAGUCCUUCGUGAGCCUCUUCUCAACUGAGUGACCCCCCCUCCGACUGAGAGACCAUCCGAAACCUGCGCAAGUCCUUCGUCAGCCUCUUCUCAACAGAGUGACCCCCAAAAACACAAACUAACCCCCCCUCCCCCUCCCAAAGCGUGUACAGAACCAGACAGCUCCUCACUCCUCACCGAGAAGACAGUUUACGAGCAGGUUAGGGCUGGGGUGUCAAACUACUGUCUCCUAGCUUUCAUUCCAACCCCCUCGAGCACUCAAUUACUUAAUUGGUCGAAUUAUUUAUGAUGAAUUGGUCCCCCAAUGCAACGCUUCUCUCCAGGCCUUGAAUGCAGUGUGUGUGUGUUCUUUUUUUUAAAUUAUCAACAGUAACAUACUUUGAAAAAAACGACAUCUGUCCAACUGAACACAUAAAGAGACCAACGAAGUAAAUGGAGAGCUUAAGUUGGCAUAGAAACCAGAAGACCCCCGCGGCCCACGAGGGCUGGAGUUUGACACCCCUGGGUUAGGGUGUACAGAAUUAAAUAACUCUCUCUCUCUCCUGUUUCGUUUCCAAUUUUUGACAUCCUUGAAGUGUUACAGAAACCCCUGCCCCAAUCCAAUCCGAUCGGAGCCAUUUGCUGUCGUGCUCCUCGUUUGUGAAUUUAAAGCAUUUUUUUAAUGUGCUUUUUGGCCAUAGCUGUGCAGAAGUGAAUUCAGCUGAACGCAGUCUGCAAAUACACCCAUUGAACUGGUGUUUGAUGCCAUUCACCCCAUAUGACAAAUUAUAUAUAUAUAAUGCUAUAGUCAAUUUUUUUUUUAAAACCAACUUAGCUACUUUAUAAAUUACAGAUUCCUAAUUAAAACUAAGAAACGAGUUUAUAGAAUCAAUACAGAUUACUCAGUAACCUCCAGAAGAAAUUUUUAAUUCAGUCUUAAAUCAGUAUUUCAUUGGCCGUUUCUCAAUAAACCCCCAGCGUGUGUCGUUACAUUCUGAAGUGUAAAAUUUCACACCUACAUUGCUGUUGUCAGUAGAUAUUUAUACAGUGUGGCUGCCUCCUCCUCCUUCUCUCUCUCUCUCUCUCUCUCUCUCUCUCUCUCUCUCUCUCUAAGCCAAGUCCUAAAGCUGCUCCACUGCUAAAGAGUGUGUGUGUCCGGUCUCAGGCAUGCCAACUGUAGAAACUCUUCAAACAGACCGUUUGCCAUACAGAGACCGGGCUCCCCAUUCUCCGUUAGUCACUCAGUCCAGUACUAUGCAUUUUCGAGGUGGAAAUUUAAAAUGGUUUUGCAACCCUGAAAUUGACCCCCGCUUUCGGACUGUCUGACUCCACCAACUUUAGGACUUGGUGUUAUCUAUGCCAAGUAUUUUACGAUCACCCCCCCCCCCCCCCCUCUCCCCCUUUGUGAAAUGUGCCUACCCUGUACAGCCACCUCCCUCAUAAUGUUUCCCAGACACCUAGAAUUCCAAUCAACUGCAGUGAGAUUUUUGGAUGCUCCAUGUAUAUAUUAUUAAAGAACCGAGAAACUGAAAAAGUUUUUUGGUAGGGCAAAGAAAGACGAAACGGUAAACCGCGAGGGGAAUUGUUUGCUCAUUCUGGCUUAUAAAGGGUAAUAGUUAUGACACUGCUGACUUUAAUGUCUUGUAGUUCUACUAAAUGCAAUUCUACUAUAUGUAAUAGACUCUGUGCUGUUAGCAGCCAGCAAUUAAAAUGAUAAUGCUUAGGUAUAUAGCCAAAAGUGUAGAGCACAAAUCUAAGGAGGUUGUGAUGAGGCUGUAUAAUGUACUGGUGAGACCGCACCUGGAGUACUGUGUCCAGUUCUGGUCACCUCAGCACUACAGAGACAGUGUGGUUCUGGAGAGAGUCCAGCAAAGAGUCACCAGACUACAAAGACAGGCUGAAAGAAGUGAAUCUAUUAAGCCUGGAGAAAAGAAGAAUUAGAGAAUUGAUUGAAUUGUUUAAUAUCUUAAAAGGCGUUGACAAACCCCAAGCCAGUGCUUAAUGCACAGCACAGAAACCAGGACCAGAGGACGCACAGUGUGGAAAUGAAGUGGAGAUAGACUUAGGACAGAGAGAAGGAGACUCUUCUUCACACAGAGAGUGGUGAGAGUGUGGAAUGGGUUACCUAGUCAUGUUGUUGAAGGAGACUCUUCUUCACACAGAGAGUGGUGAGGGGAUGGAAUGGGUCACCUAGUCAUGUUGUUGAAGGAGACUCUUCUUCACACAGAGAGCGGUGAGGGGAUGGAAUGGGUUACCUAGUCAUGUUGUUGAAGGAGACUCUUCUUCACACAGAGAGCGGUGAGGGGAUGGAAUGGGUUACCUAGUCAUGUUGUUGAAGGAGACUCUUCUUCACACAGAGAGUGGUGAGGGGAUGGAAUGGGUUACCUAGUCAUGUUGUUGAAGGAGACUCUUCUUCACACAGAGAGCGGUGAGGGGAUGGAAUGGGUUACCUAGUCAUGUUGUUGAAGGAGACUCUUCACACAGAGAGUGGUGAGGGGAUGGAAUGGGUUACCUAGUCAUGUUGUUGAAGGAGACUCUUCUUCACACAGAGAGUGGUGAGGUUGUGGAAUGGGUUACCUAGUCAUGUUGUUGAAGGAGACUCUUCUUCACACAGAGAGAGGUGAGGGGAUGGAAUGGGUUACCUAGUCAUGUUGUUGUUGCCUCCUCUCGUUCAUCAAUUGUAAACUUCAUAUGACUGAUAGUAUUUUAAAUGGAGCCCUCCUUUCUUUGCAUCGCUAUGUCUGGCUGUGUAAAAGUCCACUGCUCCUGCGUUGAAGGAAUUCUGCCCCCCCACCCCACCCCACCCCACCCCACCCCAGUUGUAAAUACAGUCCCCCUCACGCCCCCCCCCCCUUCUCCUGUGCAUCCGAUGUGAAAACUUGUGAUAAAAAGUAACGUGUUGAAGUUGUGCUGUUUACUGUAAUAUCAAAAUGAAGUACUGUACAGUUUGUGCUAAAUAUGAUGAACUUGUGAAUUCCAGUUUUAUGUGCCUGUGUCAGUGUUUGCGUGUUGAAUGGGUGAAUGGUUUGCAAUAUUUCAAUUUCUUUUUUUUUACUUUUGUAAUUUCUUUAUAUAUUAUUUAUAUUGUUUUGUAAUUAUUCGUUCGAUUUUAUACUUGUUACCAAAAACCCUAGAGACACUUGUAUAAUCUGCAUUAUUAUUAUUAUUAGUUCUACUACACAGCAUACAAUACUGAAUCUUAAAUUAUGCAGAUUUUACGACUAAUCUGAUCGUGUUUUUCUGUUGUUGUUUGAGGCUGUAUUCUAAACAAUGGCCACAAGAGGGAGCCAGUGAGUCCCUGUAGCGACCGGGAAGAACCACUAGGGGGCGCCAAUUCACUUAGUCGUGGCUUGGUAUCUGACCAAAGUUAUUAACUUGAAAAGCUACUUUUUAAAUGUUAUUUUAUUUUUUAAAACUUUUUGAAUGCCUUUAUUUAACAUAACCUUGAAAAUAUAGUUCGGAUCGACCCAAAGUGAUCACGUUUAUUUUUUUAUUCACAUUUUAUUUAUUUAUUAAUUUAAUUUAAUUUAUUUAUGUAUUUGUUGGACUGAAUGUUAAAACUACGUAGUGCAAUAUGAGAUCCAUAAUUUGGAUUAUUGUGUUUGUCUGUUUGAUGCCCGUUGUGCUGUAAAUUGUAGCCAUGAGUUGGCGUGACCAAGUUGUUUAUGAAAUAAAUAUCUGUACAAACAUAUAUCUUCGAUGUAAUUGUAGGUGUGACAAUAAAUAUGGGAAAUACAUUAUUGUGCUAUCAAAUUAACACCAAAAAAAAAAUAUAUAUAUAUAUAUAUAAAAAUAUCAAUAAAGUCUAUUAUUAAUCUUAAA